AUGUGUGUUGCAGGUGGUGCAGUUGCACAUGUGUCCAGCAGCAACUUGACUCUUCCUGUAAUAUCCAAUGAAGCUCUUCAUCUGCCAAGCAACUCAGCUCCUCCUGAACUGGCAACUCAGCAACUUAGCAACUCAGCAUCAAAGGUACUCCCGGCUGAAUCUGGUGGUGUGACAGUUUCCACGGCUGAGACAACAGCAGAUGCAGUUGAUGUUGAGGAUGGUGUUGAGGUUUUAACCACUCCGCAGGAAUCUUUUGUAGGCAUGUCUUUCAAUACUUCUGAUGCUGUCAAAGACUAUUACAAUUCCUAUGCUCGUCAUACAAGUUUCUCUAUAAGGAUCAACACAUCCCGUGAGUCGAAGAAGGCCAAUGAAAAGACAAAGUAUAUCUAUGUUUGCCAGAAGGCUGGGGUCAACAAAAAAGAGAAGGUUGCUCAUGAUGGGCCAAUAUCUGAGAAAAAGAUUGAGGUUGAGAACUUUGAAAGAGAGCACAACCAUGAGCGUUUAAGAAAAUUUUCGCUCACAAAAUACUUGAAGUCCCACAGAGACAUACCAGCUGAAGAGAAAGAGUUCAUCAAGUUGCUCCAUGGAUGCUGCAUCACGACAACUCGUGCUUAUCAGAUAAUGGCUGAGUUGUAUGGAGGUAUUGAAAACUGUCCAUACACAGAAGGUGAUGCUAAAAAUUUGCGUGUUGAGUACCGUGCUGAAUAUAGAGGUAAAGAUUUGAAGGCGACACUUGAGUACUUUGAGGAAUUAAAGAAGGAAGAUCCGGAAUUCUAUUAUAGUUACACUCUUGAUGAGUUUGAUAGGGUUGAGAAUCUAUUUUGGGUGGAUGGUGCAGCAAGGAGAUCUUAUGAGCUGUAUAGUGAUUGUUUAUCCUUUGACACUACUUAUUUGACCAAUGCCUACAACAUGACAUGUGCUCCUUUCAUAGGGAUUGACAGGAAUAGCAUAACAAUCCAGCUGGGUUGCGGCUUUCUGAGGAAUGAGAAGACUGAGUAUUUUGUCUGGCUGUUUACUGAAUUCAAGAAAGCAAUGUGCAGCAAGGAUCCUGCAAAUAUAAUAACUGAUCAAGAUAUUGCGAUGAAGGCUGCUAUCGCAGAGGUAUUUGUCAGUUUAGUUCAUAGGAAUUGCCGUUGGCACAUUAUGGAAAAUGCUAGGAAGACCAUGGGUGCUUUCUUGGAUAGCAAGGGGGAUGGUAAGCAAGAGUUGACGGAUGACUUCAAGAAUUGUAUUGACAAUAGCUUCACGCUGGCACAGUUUGAGCAGAAGUGGCAGGCAUUUUUGGAUAAAUAUGAGCUCAACAAUGAUGAGAGGUUCUAA
Messenger RNA from Panicum virgatum (switchgrass), 1320 nucleotides. Its product is annotated as protein FAR1-RELATED SEQUENCE 5-like. The transcript has 3 exons. Bases 1 to 1320 code for a protein of 439 amino acids. The record is from RefSeq and is a predicted model, not a curated record. Lineage: Eukaryota; Viridiplantae; Streptophyta; Magnoliopsida; Poales; Poaceae. Gene Ontology annotation, biological process: regulation of DNA-templated transcription.